Rangifer tarandus platyrhynchus (Svalbard reindeer) is the source of this 1197-nucleotide messenger RNA. NCBI's taxonomy places the organism in Eukaryota, Metazoa, Chordata, Mammalia, Artiodactyla, Cervidae. The record is from the annotation of a GenBank genome assembly.
AUGUCCCGGAAGCAGGCCGCCAAGGGCCGGCCGGGCAGCGGCAGCCGCAAAGCCGAGGCCGAGCGCAAGCGGGACGAGCGGGCCGCGCGCCGGGCCCUGGCCAAGGAACGGCGGAACCGGCCGGAGUCCGGCGGCGGCGGGGGCUGCGAGGAGGAGUUCGUCAGUUUCGCCAACCAGCUGCAGGCCCUGGGGCUGAAGCUGCGGGAGGUGCCGGGGGACGGCAAUUGCCUGUUCAGAGCCCUUGGGGACCAGUUGGAAGGACACUCACGGAACCAUCUCCGGCACCGACAGGAGACGGUGGAUUACAUGGUGAAGCAGCGGGAGGACUUUGAGCCCUUUGUGGAGGACGACGUUCCCUUUGAGAAGCACGUGGCCAGUUUGGCAAAGCCUGGAACAUUUGCUGGCAAUGAUGCAAUUGUAGCCUUUGCAAGAAAUCAUCAGUUGAAUGUGGUGAUUCAUCAACUUAAUGCCCCUUUGUGGCAGAUCCGCGGUACAGAUAAAAGCAACGGGCGGGAGUUACACAUCGCAUACCGGUACGGUGAGCACUAUGACAGCGUGCGCAGGAUCAACGACAACUCAGAGGCGCCUGCACGCCUGCAGACGGAGUUUCAGAUGCUUCAUCAAGAUGAAUCAAAUAAAAGAGAGAAAAGCAAGGCACAGGGAGUGGACUUUGAAGAUGGCCUUCGAGAUGCAGUGGAAGAUGCUGUCCAGAAAGUUUGCGGUGCAACCGGCUGCUCCGAUUUUAAUUUGAUUGUUCAGAACCUAGAAGCUGAAAAUUACAAUAUUGAAUCUGCGAUAAUUGCCAUGCUGCAGAUGAACCAGGGGAGAAGAAAUAAUGCAGAGGAGAACCUUGAGCCCAGUGCUGGAGUGCUGACGCAGUGUGGUCCCUUAUGGGAAGAAGGUGGCAGUGGCAGCAGACUCUUCGGGAAUCAGGGUGUGAAUGAAGGCAGGACUGAGAACAGUAAGGCGCGGGCCAGCCCUACUGAAGAAAACAAAGCAAAUAAAAACCAGCUCCCAAAGGUCACAAACAAACAGAGGCGAGAAGAGCAGCGACUGGAGAGGAAGAAGCGACGGGAGGAGAGGCAGCGCCACAAGGCCCCGGAGGGCAGGGGCAGCCGCAGGCACAGCGGCAGGAGCGAGGCGGACGCCGGCGCCCAGGUCACCUUGGUGAAGACCUUCGCGGCUCUCAGCAUCUGA